UGGAAGUCAAUGAGUGUCUGUUUGAUGUCCACUCUCCUCCUAUAGGAGCUGGUAAGGCUGUCCAGCUGGAGGAGGAGGAAGAGGAGGAGGAAGAGGUCACCCCCACAGCUCCAUUCCCUCGUUCUCCUCCAUCGCCUCCCACCACUUCCACCUUCCAGCUCCCCAGCCCCCCCCUCACCCCGGGGAGCCCCGUCACCCCCUCAGCCCCGAGCCCAGUGGAGGGGCCGGGGACCUCCGAGUGUGUGGUCUGCAUGGAGACCGGGUCUCAGGUCAUCUUCCUGCCCUGUGGUCAUGUCUGCUGUUGCCAUGGCUGCAGCGGGGCGAUGCAGAGCUGCCCUCUGUGUCGCAGCAACAUAUCUCAGCGCGUCCGUCUCUACACCAGCUAGGACCGCCUGCACGGUGCACCUCUCUGUGUUUAUGCAUGGUUAUAAAGCUGCUGACAUGUAAACAAAGGCUUCUGUCAGAUAAUCCAAGAGCUGAGUCACUUUCCUGUAUUAACCAAACAGUAAUCUGUGAAGCAGAAACAAGACUUAUUAGGAUCAUUUUAAUUAUUGUGUGUUGGCAUCCUGUUUUAUUUUUAAAUUGAAUAUACUUUUAUCGUUGUAUUAUAUAUUUAGAGCCGAGUGGACUCCACCACCCACUGACUCUUCUCUGCCUUAUCAUCUGUUCAAUUGAUGUGUGCCUUUUUCUAGAAAUAUCUUUUUAAAUACUAUGUGUCUGUGUCGAAGAUAUACGUAUCCAACAUUAUAUACGAGUCAUUUCCUGUGGGCUGGUUGCCCUCAUCUAUUGCUCUCACUAAUCUACUGUUACCAUGGGUACCUGUAUAUCACUUCAUAUCAACACAGGUUGAGGGGACCCUCCUUUCUCAGCUGCUGUGCACGAUCAGUCCCUCCCACUCUCUAUAUCACAUGACUAUAAAUCCACAGCUGUUUCAUACAGUGUAACAUGGCCCAGGUUCGGUGUGUGGAAUGGUAAAAAUGUGCUCAAAGGGAACUGAUUUUAGAUUUAGAUGUGUAUCAUGUUCAGUCGUCAGAGUGAACAAACGUAUCUCAGCUUUGGCUUGGAGACUGAUGCUUUCUAAAAGGGAACCUGCCGUACAAAGAGGGGGUAUAGAGUUUGAAAAACAUGGAUCAGACCCAAAUGAACAAACCCAAAUCCAGUGGCUUUAUGGGAGAUACAAUGAUUUUGAAGCUCACCUGGAUGAGGUCUAAACGUUAGCUGCUCUGAUGUGUAACCGUUCUUUAAAAAAAAUCUCUCACUAUACCCCAGGCUUUACGAAAAGAAAAGUCAAACUGGCAGAGGACCACUUCAAAACUUGUUAUGUUCCUACUUCUCCACCCGAAGUAUUCAAAUAACCCAGAGACCAAUAGGACCAAUGGACGGUAACCCAGUCUUGGACCUCCCUUUACUUUCUCCCCCCCUUGUCUCUCUCAUAUCUGUUGUUCCCUCUCUUAUCUGAGUUGCUGUUUCGGGUGCACAUGUACGAACUAACAGCCCAUCAGCUGUGUAGCCAUCACUAAUGCUGUUCUACUCUAUAAGUGCUCUUAGCUCUCAGCAUGCUUCAGGAAAUAUCUUCACCUACUGUGUAUGACUGUUACUGUUUUCACUUCUAUACACAAUCUUAUCAAAUCUAUACAAUCUUGCAUUUCAUGUCAGCUUACUGUGAUAUUAAAUAUGUGUUGUCCUCUG
Notothenia coriiceps (black rockcod) is the source of this 1689-nucleotide messenger RNA. RefSeq names its product E3 ubiquitin-protein ligase LRSAM1-like. The transcript is spliced from 2 exons. The annotation marks the transcript as partial. NCBI's taxonomy places the organism in Eukaryota, Metazoa, Chordata, Actinopteri, Perciformes, Nototheniidae. Gene Ontology annotation, molecular function: ubiquitin-protein transferase activity. The record is from RefSeq and is a predicted model, not a curated record. Gene Ontology annotation, biological process: protein ubiquitination.